AAUAACGAAGACAUGCUUCACUGUGAAAACAAAUUGAAACCCCUGAGAAUCCUUACUGCAACAUUCAAGUGGGCGUGCUAAAAUUCAUAAAUCCCAUUUAAUAAAAAUGGCAGCCAAUUCUGCUUUCACUCCAAUCUCGUCCGUCAUCAGCCCAGCGCUCCUGCAGAAGGGAUCUGUGGCAAGUCCUCAUGUUCUUGGGCUGCCACCAAUGGCAAAGAUGGGAAAAGUGAGGUGCUCCAUGGAGGGAAAACCUCAGGGCAGUGAGUCAAACUUGGGCACGGGCGCAUCUUUGAUUGCAGCCACUUGUGCUGCCGCGAUGUCCAGCCCAGCCAUGGCUCUUGUAGAUGAGAGAUUGAGCACAGAAGGAACUGGGCUGCCCUUUGGUUUAAGCAACAAUCUUCUUGGUUGGAUCAUUUGUGGUGUCUUUGGUUUGAUUUGGGCUUUCUACUUCAUCUACACUUCUGAUCUUGUAGAGGAUGAAGAGUCUGGGCUCUCUCUUUGAGCGAAAAAACUGAUGUGUUCUAGCACGGAUACAUAGGGAUUAUGUCAUGUGGGAGCGUGUGCAUUCGGAGUCGCUAGGUGUCUUGAUUCUGACUUUGUCGAUGGAACAUUUGUAAAAGGAAUUUUCAUUCUAAAUUAUCAUCGUUAUAUAUUAUUUCUUAAAUUAUCUCUAA
Molecule: messenger RNA, 674 nt
Organism: Olea europaea var. sylvestris
Lineage: Eukaryota; Viridiplantae; Streptophyta; Magnoliopsida; Lamiales; Oleaceae
Product: photosystem II reaction center W protein, chloroplastic-like
Exons: 2
Coding region: 107-502 (131 amino acids)
Biological process (GO): photosynthesis
Cellular component (GO): photosystem II; chloroplast
Source: RefSeq, a predicted model, not a curated record